CCCUACCCAUCAGCCCCCGCGUUCGCUGCCAACUGGCACUGUCAGUCUGUCGCUCUGUCGUCAUCAUGCCGCGGCGAAAGGCGCUCAGAGCCCAGAGCCACGCCUUCUAGGCGCGCUUCCUUGGAUACCUGGCGGCCUGUGGCCUCAGGUAACCAUGGAGAAGGAGCUGCGGAGUACCAUUCUUUUCAAUGCAUAUAAAAAGGAGGUGUUUACCACCAACACUGGUUACAAAUCUUUGCAGAAAAGACUUCGGAGUAAUUGGAAGAUUCAGAGCUUAAAAGAUGAAAUCACAUCUGAGAAGUUAAUUGGGGUGAAACUAUGGAUUACAGCUGGACCAAGGGAAAAAUUUACGGCAGCUGAGUUUGAAGUCCUUAAGAAGUACCUUGACAGUGGUGGGGAUAUCCUUGUGAUGCUGGGAGAAGGUGGAGAAUCCAGAUUUGAUACCAAUAUUAACUUUCUUCUAGAAGAAUAUGGAAUCAUGGUUAAUAAUGAUGCUGUGGUUAGAAAUGUAUAUUACAAGUAUUUCCAUCCUAAGGAAGCUCUGGUUUCAGAUGGAGUGUUGAACAGGGAAAUUAGCCGAGCUGCAGGAAAGGCUGUGCCUGGAAUCAUCGAUGAGGAGAGCAAUGGGAACAAUGCCCAGGCUCUCACCUUUGUCUACCCUUUUGGUGCCACGUUGAGUGUCAUGAAACCAGCCAUGGCUGUUCUGUCUACAGGCUCUGUCUGCUUCCCACUGAACAGACCCAUUCUGGCUUUCUAUCACUCAAAGAACCAAGGUGGGAAGCUGGCAGUUCUUGGCUCGUGUCACAUGUUCAGUGACCAAUAUUUGGAUAAAGAAGAAAAUAGUAAAAUUAUGGAUGUUUUGUUCCAGUGGCUCACGACAGGAGACAUUCACCUAAACCAGAUUGAUGCUGAGGACCCAGAGAUUUCCGACUACACAAUGGUACCAGACACAGCUACCCUUUCAGAACAGCUCCGAGUGUGUCUUCAGGAAGGCGAUGAGAACCCUCGUGACUUUACCACCCUCUUUGACUUGUCCAUUUACCAGCUGGAUACAACCUGCCUCCCCAAGGUCAUCAAGGCUCAUGAGGAGCUAAACGUGAAACAUGAACCACUCCAGCUCGUCCAACCUCAGUUUGAGAUGCCAUUGCCAGCCCUUCAGCCUGCGGUCUUCCCUCCUAGUUUCCGGGAGUUGCCGCCCCCUCCUCUGGAGCUGUUUGAUUUAGAUGAAACGUUCUCCUCUGAGAAGGCGCGUCUUGCUCAGAUCACCAACAAGUGUACUGACGAAGACCUGGAAUUCUAUGUCAGAAAGUGUGGUGACAUUCUUGGAGUAACCAGUAAACUCCCCAAGGAUCAGCAGGAUGCCAAACAUAUCCUUGAGCACAUCUUCUUCCAAGUGGUGGAGUUCAAGAAACUGAACCAGGAGGCCCACUGACAUGGCAGCCUUCAGGUGACAGCACCCAUGUAGACUGUUAACAGCAUUCAUUUGCUCCACAAGUACCUACCAAGUGUCUACAGAUGAACAUAUGAUGACCCUUUGAAAAUGGAACUUCUGUUCUAGCUGGAGGAUCCCAGCAAAUGGUAGCAGAGUGUAUAAGCAAGCACUUAGUGGGCUAGAGGAUGGUAAGUGCUGUGGUGUGGAAAAAAUAGUUAGGCCGGAGGGAUCCAGUGGGCCAGCAUUCAGUAGAGUGAGCAGAGUUGACCCGGUACACAUGGAUGCCAGAGUCUGGGGUGCUGUUUGUGCCAGAGCCUUCAGCUCUGUGGGCAGUGGGCAGAAUCCCCCAUCCCGGAGUUGUGAAAACUUCAUCCUUGAGUUAGAAUCAACCAUCAAGCCAGCUAAUUACUACUGGUCCCAACAAAUGGUGAUUCCAAAUUCAAGUUAAUGUUCAAAAUACCAAAGAGUUCCUAUUUCAGGCUCUGUACUGAAAUAAAAUGAAAUUCUUUGUUUAUUGUCUCGUCCUGGAACAUGAUAUUGAUACAAGUGGAAUGACAUCCAGGACUUGUGGGGCCUGUGCUCUUGAAGCAUCUUCUCACUGCAGACUCUGUGGUUUUGAAUUCACCCUCCCUGCCAAAAUGUCCGUACUUGGUUUUCUCUGAGCUGUGGGAGGGUUGUGCAUCCUCUGUUAUGCCCAGAUGGAAGAGAUGAUUCAUUUGCUGGAAUUAAAUCUAUGAUUGAACUUUUAUAAUUUA
This is a messenger RNA of Mesocricetus auratus (golden hamster), 2187 nucleotides long. It is a transcript of the gene Ift52, whose product is annotated as intraflagellar transport 52. Gene Ontology annotation, cellular component: intraciliary transport particle B; centriole; cilium. Lineage: Eukaryota; Metazoa; Chordata; Mammalia; Rodentia; Cricetidae. Gene Ontology annotation, biological process: cilium assembly; intraciliary transport. The coding region runs from base 155 to 1432 and encodes 425 amino acids. The transcript has 13 exons. The record is from RefSeq and is a predicted model, not a curated record.